CAAUUGGAUUAAAUCGCGACUUCAUUACGUCAUUAGGCGAUCAGGUGCGAGAAUGGCGAUUCGCGUCAAUUAGGAUUUAAAUCGUGUUGUGGGACUUAUGUAGAUAAUCAUUGGAAGAUUCGCUCUGAGGAAGGUGAGAAAUGAACAGUUCUGAAGAUUUCAAUUCCCCUACUAUUAUUUGUAAAAAUAAAACGGAUGUUAUUGAACAAAAUGAAGAAGUAAAAGAAAAAUUGUCAGAAGAAUUAAACAAUGCUUGUAAUCUUGAGAAAAAAAGGGAUUCUCUUCCUGAAGUAAUCAAUAAAUCUGAUAAAGAAAAACUUGAUUUGAACAGUAAGGAUGAAAUAUCAUUGGAUAAAGAUGCAAUAAAUAAACUCUCUUCAGGAUUAUUAUCUAUUUAUGUAGAUAAUUUGCAAAAUACAGCUAGUAAUUUAACAGAGCUUACGAGAAAUCAGAGUAUUUUAAUUGAAACUAUUCAGCAAGAAAAUACAAGAUUUACAGAAUGCACCAACUUGUACCAUUUGGAUGAUCUAUUUGCAAGAGCAAAGCAUUAUCAUUUGAAACUUCAAAAUAUUAAGAAAGAGAUGUCAGUUUUACAUGAACGAACUAAUAAAUUAAAGAAGAGGGCUCUUAAAUUACAACAGCAAAAACAAAAAGAGGCACUGCAGCGAGAACAACAAAAGGAACGCCUGCUAGAAUAUGAAAAACAGCUAAUACCCAAAUUGGCAUCAAAUAAAUAAAUAAAUGAAUUUCUAUGUAGUAAUAAUUUCUUCGGUCAUCUAUAAAUGUUAAUAGAACAUUUUUAUGUAGAUAUUGGUGUAAUAAUUUUAUAAAAUGACUAUUUUGAAUUGAUUAUUUAUUGGAUAAGAUAUUUGUUUUAUAAACAAUGUACAGCUUUCAAUGUGUAUUUUUUAAAAUUCAUAAUCUAAUAUUCAGUUUGAUUUUGAAAGCCACUAAUGUAUCAUAGUAAUCUAGUUACAAUUAUAUUUCUAACUUAUUAAAUUUAUUGUUAAUGUGACAAUGUAAUUUGAAGUAUUCAAUAAAACAAUCG
Molecule: messenger RNA, 1048 nt
Organism: Centruroides sculpturatus (bark scorpion)
Lineage: Eukaryota; Metazoa; Arthropoda; Arachnida; Scorpiones; Buthidae
Gene: Pldn
Product: biogenesis of lysosome-related organelles complex 1 subunit 6-like
Exons: 6
Coding region: 141-737 (198 amino acids)
Biological process (GO): intracellular transport
Cellular component (GO): BLOC-1 complex; transport vesicle; extrinsic component of membrane
Source: RefSeq, a predicted model, not a curated record